This is a messenger RNA of Neoarthrinium moseri, 2130 nucleotides long. RefSeq lists its product as uncharacterized. The transcript is spliced from 2 exons. Gene Ontology annotation, molecular function: oxidoreductase activity; copper ion binding. Bases 1 to 2130 code for a protein of 709 amino acids. The record is from RefSeq and is a predicted model, not a curated record. NCBI's taxonomy places the organism in Eukaryota, Fungi, Ascomycota, Sordariomycetes, Amphisphaeriales, Apiosporaceae.
AUGGCGGCUUACAGUCCGAUGGGCGCAUCGUCGCCGAGUGGCGACCGUCACCUUGAGUCGGAGAUGAUGCUAUUCGACUCGGAAGACGAGGGGGAAACACAGCCAACCGCAGACUCGAGUGGCGAAGACGCCGAUGCAGAGCAGACGAAAGGGCUGCUGUCUAAAGAGGCUUCUGGCACAGAUGAUGUUGUUCGGCCGAGGCGGUCCGGCCCAAGAGCAGGUUCUCGUCUUGCGCGGGUUUUGACGGCUCUUGUUAUCACCUUCAUGGUGAUCUUUGACCUGUCGCUCAUAUUCAAGCGUGAUCCAGUUACGAAAUCCGGUCCCGGUUUGUCAGAGUUUCUGGAGAUGCCCCUCCGGCGGCCAGAUCGAGACUAUGUGCUGGACGCAGAAUGGAAUUUCAAUGCAUCCCCGCAGGUGCGAGAGUACCACUGGACCAUUCUGGAGAAAGAAGGCAACCCGGAUGGAAUCUUCAAGCCUAUGAUGACCAUCAAUGGACAGUUUCCCGGCCCCUUGAUUGAAGUCAACGAGGGCGACACAAUCGUCGUCAACGUAGUCAAUCAGGCGAGCAAUGCUACCGCCAUCCACUGGCAUGGUAUCUUCCAGAACGGGACUGCAUGGAUGGAUGGUACAGCUGGCAUAACCCAGUGCCCGAUCGCACCUGGCCAAUCCUUCGAAUACGAGUUUACCGUGAAGGGCCAGUCUGGAACAUAUUUCUACCAUGGUCACCAAGGCGUACAGACCCUUGAUGGCCUCGUGGGCCCAUUGGUUAUUCAUGGUCGUGAUGAAAGAACAGCUCGACCGUUAUCAUACGUUUCAGAUCGCGUUGUGAUGCUUCAGGACUGGUACUAUGACUCUGCUGAGGGUCUCAUGGUCGAGGUCUUGUCUCCAGGCAACGAAGACUCACCCAUUCCGAACGCUGCUCUCAUUAAUGGUUUGAACCAAGCCGAAUGCAGUCUUCAUCCCGGCCGCCGCUGCGAUAUCGAGGGCACAUUCCUUCCCACAAUGAACCUGGCCCCCGGUGCUAGUCAUCGCCUGAGAUUCAUCAAUCUGGGUGGCUUUGCUUGGUUCCAGGUCUCAAUCGACGAGCAUCUGAGUAUUCCUGUCAUAGAAGUGGACGGCACUCCUGUUGAAGCGUCUCCCGAGUCCGACUUGAUACUCUCCCCUGGGCAGCGAUACAGCGCCAUCGUGACAACAGAUCAGACCGAACACGAAUCUUUCUGGCUUCGCGCGAGAAUGAUCAAAACCUGCUUCGCAGAGCCAAUCAUCCCCGAAAACGGGUCAGAUGAAGCAAGAGCCAUCAUCCGGUAUUCCGCAGAGCCACAAGCGCAAAACGUCACGGUGCCGCAAGCUCUGCCCACCACCAACAACACAAACACGGACUACCCCAUGGUUUGCAAGGAUAUGACAUCUCGGAAGCAGUACCACCCUUCUCCCCCGCUCCCAGCUCCCGAAGUCGCGGACCACUCCUGGUACCUGCGUGUAAACCUCGCCAUUGGCGACUGGCGCCUGCAGCGUGGCGUCAUGAACUCGUCGUCCUUCCGACCCAACCUGAAAGAGCCCACGCUGCACCGGCUCCUUGACGGGCUGGCGUCCUCGAAUGAGUCGUUCACCGCCGAGGGCGUCAACGCGGCGGCCUUCGAUGCGAAGGAGGAGCUGGUAGUUGCGCACCGUGGCGUCGAGACCGUCGACGUCAUCCUCCAGAACAUGGACGAGAACAGCCACCCGUUCCAUCUGCACGGCCAUCAGUUCUGGGUUCUGGGCGCCGGCCACGGAUACUUCCCUGGCUACGCGGCGCUCGGCCUGCAGCCGGAGGGGCGCGGCCUGUUAGACCCGGCCAACCGCACCGUGGUCGAGAACCCGGUCCGGCGCGACGUGGCAACGGCCGAGGGUUUCGGCUGGGUCCUGCUCCGGUUCGUCGCAGAUAACCCUGGGGUGUGGCUGUUCCACUGCCACAUGGUGUGGCAUUCCGAGGCGGGAAUGGCCAUGCAGUUCGUCUCAAGGUUGGACGACCUGCGGGCCUGGACGCUGCCGGAGGAGUCAAGGCGGUUGUGCCAGCCCCCCGAAGAAGAGUUGAGGCGAGGCGCCCCGCCGAAGGACGAGGUAUUCUUUGGAUUUCACGACGAUAGGUAG